AUGUAAUAAAUGCUUCAUCCAAAAAAGGAUACUUAAAGAGGGUCAAUAGUGGGGAAUAGUCCUUUAACUCCAAGAAGUUAAACUUCAAGGAAAAGCUCUUAACUGAAUAGACAAUCUUUCGAGUAAUAGGAACUCUAUUCUUCAAGGAGAUUUGGGUUGAAUCUAAAAGACCCACAAAAAGUGGAGGAAAUGAUCAAAAUCAGAUAGCAAAGAUUACCUCGAAAAGAAGCAGCAAAGGACGGUGAGAAAGAUCUUCGAGAAAUAUCAAAAGCGUAUGAUGUAUUAAAAAAUGCUUUGCCUGAAAUAAACAAUAAUUAGGGAGUGAUAAAGGAUCAAGAACUGCUAUAAUUUUAUAAAUAAUAGAUUGUAAUAAAUUAAAAUCCACGAAAAAAUUUUUUUGAGUUCAACACCUAUUUUUAUAAGAAUUAUUAAGCAAACAAUAAUGGACCUUGCACAACUCUACCUUAAUUGCUAAUAAAAAAAGUGGAAUCCUUUUAAAACAAAUUAGAACAACUUAUCAAGGAUCGAUGA
Molecule: messenger RNA, 531 nt
Organism: Paramecium tetraurelia
Lineage: Eukaryota; Ciliophora; Oligohymenophorea; Peniculida; Parameciidae
Exons: 2
Source: RefSeq, a predicted model, not a curated record